This is a messenger RNA of Parathielavia appendiculata, 538 nucleotides long. RefSeq lists its product as uncharacterized. The transcript is spliced from 3 exons. The record is from RefSeq and is a predicted model, not a curated record. The annotation marks the transcript as partial. NCBI's taxonomy places the organism in Eukaryota, Fungi, Ascomycota, Sordariomycetes, Sordariales, Chaetomiaceae.
CCUCGCCCUUCCCUCGGUCCGUCCGGUUCGCAACAAACUUCAAACUUCGCCCGUUCCCAUCACGAUCCGGCACACUCGCUUCCCCUACCAGCCUACAGCUUUCUGUUGCUCGUCCACCUUGCCUCUGCGUCAACCCUGCUAAUAACUGUCGUGGCCUCCCCCUUAGCGACUUCUCGAUCAGUUUGCACCAGCGUCGACCUCUUUCACGACAUCUUCCUGGGCGCUACCAGCUGCCACCCGAGCAGUGCUGGCGUCAAGCCCCAGUCAGAUAAUGAGCUCGACUUGACCAUAUGUAUCGUCAUGAACCAGAUCACCGGCCACAUGCAGUGGAUGGGGUAUGGAAAGUUUUCCGAUUGCUGCACACACUGCACCAUUUCACAGCCCAUGGGCGAAGCCAAAGCAGUUGCUUAUCUGCUCGUGUGAGCCGCUGGUGGGCGGCCGAGGCUUCGUCGAGUCGACUCUCAACCAGGAAGAGGGCAUCGCUAACCAUAUGAGAACGCUCAAGUGCGUAGGCGGCCCGGCUUCCCUCGCUCGUGGC